CAGAUGAAUCAUAUGGUCUGAAGUAAAUAAAACUAAAUUCUAAUAAAAGCAGAAUUUAAAAAUAGAGUAACAAUUUUAUAGGCACUACAGGACUAAACUCAUUAUUUGUCUAAUAAAUAUUCUUGCCAAUGUGAAAAAGUCAAAAAAUUAAUAAGAAAACAUGUUGAGCAUCCACAAUGCUUUAUUAGUAACAACUAUCCUGCUAAUAACCCAAAAAGUAAUAUGUAGUGACAGUGAUAUCACCCACUCAGUAUUUGGGGGCUUCACUAAUGGGAUGCCUGCAGCUUUUGGGGACUUCAAUUCAGACGAACUUACUGAUGUGUUUGUCCUUUUAGAUAACAAUACAUCAGUUGAAAUACUGUUGGCACAAGAAGAAGAACCUUUGUUAAGGCCUGCAAAGAAACGAUUGAGAUGCUCUUUUAGCAAACCUAUAACCAGUGUUGUACCAGGGGAUUUUGAUGGAGAUGCCCUUAUGGAUGUUAUGGUUACAACAAUAGCUAAAAGAACUGAUAAAUCGGAGAAUGAAGUUCCCUUAACACAUGUUUAUAUUCUCUGGGGUGGUGCAAAUCAUUUGAAUUGUACAUUGGAUGAAAGAAAACCCAUUAUUCAAAUGAUUGGGCAGCCUUUAGCAAUGGAUUAUAACCAAGACAUGAUAAUAGAUCUGUUUGGACAAGAUAAGGAAAAACAUAGGAUAUUUUGGAUAUUUAAUAAGGACAGGAGUCCACCUACGGAAAAGCAUAUGGAUGAUAAUAAAAGUAGAGAGGAGUUGAGUAGACCACAUGCUCAUGCCUUUUUAGACUUAAAUCGCGAUCAUGAUUAUAUGGCCGACCUCUUCAUAACCACCCCCAGCCAGUUUGAAGUGUGGUACGGGCGCGAAAACGAGCCAAAGUUCCACCUGGAGAAGACGAUUCCCCACCCGAAGCACCAAAUAUUGGGCCAAUCAUUAUUCAUUGACCUGGAGCUGAAGGGAACCGUCGAUUUGGUUACUCCUGUUUGUACUAGCGGGAGCAAAGACAAUUGCCAGGGUGCUGCUCUUAUGGUUUAUUCCGAAAAUCAGUGGAUAGAUUUACAAGUGAACUUCAAAGAUGAUGCUGGCAAUUUAUGGAGAUUCCACUAUAAACCAGGUAGCAGGUAUACGAAUGUAAUAACCCUGAGGAGCGGAGACUUUAAUUUGGACGGAUAUCCGGACAUUUUGGCCACUUUGGCACGCGAAGGUGACGAUCAUCCGCAAUCGUUUUUACUUGAAAACGUGCCCUGUCAAACUGGAUGUGGGAAAUUUAAAAGAACAUACGAAAUCAAAUGGUUUGCCCUGAGUCCGUUCAGAAAUGGCACCGUGAUGGCCACCUUCUUUGAUUUCUAUCAAGAUGGUAUCCUCGAUUGCAUCUUGGUCACUUAUAACGGAAAAGAGUACCAAGUGGCAGCAUUUAAGAAUAGCCUGGACUAUGACGCCAACUUCGUAAAGGUGAUGGUACUCACCGGUUUGACGAAUAAGAACAGUCAAAUGAUCAGCGGAAGGGUUGGAAAGAAGAGGAGGACUUACGGCACAAAUUUACCUGGUCCACUAAUUUCGUACAAAACUACGACACAAGAAGGCAAACUAAGACAGGGCGCUUCGCCCCAGAUGCCUCAAUCGGCCCAUUUCAGCCUCAACUUACCCUACACCAUUUUCGGUUUGGGACGCACCCCGAACUUCGUCGAUUCCGUCACUGUUGGCCUCUCCAAUUAUUCGAAGGUUUGGCCUCAGAUUAUACCCAACUCUCAAAUGGUGGUUAUUCCAUGGCCAGUGACUGAACCAUGGAAGUGGAAGGCGCAGCUGUUCGUAACACCGUCAAAGUUAAUUUUAAUGUCAGUGGCGGCGUUGACAGCUAUUUGUGGCAUUAUUACUGUAAUCAUUGGCGUGCUGCAUUGGAAGGAGCGCCAGGAGGAUAAGAAAGAACGCCUGAGCGAGAGUCAUCGGUUUCAUUUCGAUGCUAUGUAAUUUUUAUUUAUGUGAUAUAAAUUAAAUUAUUGUUGUGAUAAUUUUUAGUUGUAAAGGACAUACUAACUGCUUGUGCUAGAACAGAAUCUUAUUAAUAAUUUUAAAAAUAAUAUAUCAUUAAAGAUAUUAAAAAUA
Anthonomus grandis grandis is the source of this 2113-nucleotide messenger RNA. RefSeq names its product T-cell immunomodulatory protein. The transcript is spliced from 10 exons. The coding region runs from base 161 to 1978 and encodes 605 amino acids. Gene Ontology annotation, cellular component: plasma membrane. NCBI's taxonomy places the organism in Eukaryota, Metazoa, Arthropoda, Insecta, Coleoptera, Curculionidae. The record is from RefSeq and is a predicted model, not a curated record.